Molecule: messenger RNA, 1179 nt
Organism: Penicillium atrosanguineum
Lineage: Eukaryota; Fungi; Ascomycota; Eurotiomycetes; Eurotiales; Aspergillaceae
Product: replication factor C subunit 2
Exons: 4
Coding region: 1-1179 (392 amino acids)
Biological process (GO): DNA-templated DNA replication; DNA repair
Cellular component (GO): DNA replication factor C complex; nucleus
Molecular function (GO): ATP hydrolysis activity; DNA binding; DNA clamp loader activity
Source: RefSeq, a predicted model, not a curated record
AUGGCCUCCACUUUCUUCAACAACAAGGCCCGCGCCGCUGCAGUUGCUGCAUCCAGCAGCUCCAAGGCUAAGGCCGGGGAGGGCAAGGAAGAUGUAACUCGCCAGCAGCCAUGGGUUGAGAAAUACCGUCCGAAAUCUCUCGACGAUGUCGCCGCGCAAGACCACACCACGAAAGUCCUUCAGCGCACCCUGCAAGCUUCCAACCUACCUCACAUGCUCUUCUAUGGACCUCCAGGAACCGGUAAAACAUCUACCAUCCUCGCCCUCGCCAAAUCUCUCUUUGGCCCCGCGCUGUACCGCUCCCGCAUCCUCGAACUCAACGCCUCCGACGAGCGUGGCAUCGGCAUCGUCCGUGACAAAGUCAAAAACUUCGCUCGCGCCCAGCUCUCUCAACCUACAGGCCUCGACGCCGCCUACCGCGCACAAUACCCCUGCCCGCCAUUCAAGAUCAUCAUUCUUGACGAGGCAGAUAGCAUGACCCAGGAUGCACAGUCUGCGCUGCGCAGAACUAUGGAGACAUACAGUCGCAUUACACGUUUCUGUCUGGUCUGCAAUUACGUAACUCGCAUUAUUGAGCCGCUUGCUUCCCGUUGCAGUAAGUUCCGGUUCAAGUCGCUGGAUAAUUCAGCGGCCGGUGUAAGACUUGAGGCCAUUGCGCUUGCGGAAAAUCUGAAGCUCGAUGAUGGCGUUAUUGAUACGCUCAUUCGCUGCGGCGAGGGCGACCUCCGCCGUGCUAUUACCUAUAUGCAGAGUGCGGCGAGAUUGGUGGGUGCUGUGAAGGUGUCUGGCAAGGACGCUGAUGAUGAUGCUGAGAUGACGGAUGCUGGAAGUGCUGGUCCUGCAUCUAUUACUGUGCGCAGCAUUGAAGAGAUCGCUGGUGUGGUGCCGGAGAGCAUCCUUGACAGUCUCGUGCAGGCUAUGCAACCCAAGAGCUCUGGAUCGGCAUAUGAGGCGGUCUCGGGCGUCGUGACAGAUCUUGUGGCUGAUGGAUGGAGUGCCACACAAGUUAUUGGACAAUUGUACCGAAGGAUCGUCUUUAACGAGGCUAUUCCAGAUCUCCAGAAGAACAAGAUUGUCAUCGCCUUUUCGGAAAUGGAUAAGCGCCUUGUGGAUGGUGCAGAUGAGCACCUGUCCAUUUUGGAUUUGACACUGCGCAUCGCUGGCAUCUUACGCGGUUGA